CUCAUUAGCAAAAUAACCAACUAUAACAGAGUGCUCCACUGCUCCUAAAUUACUGGUAGCAGCCCGCCAUUUCCUUUUUCUUCUGUAACAAAAGGUCGUUAAAACACAAAGAGAUGAUCUGUGUCCAAGACUCCUCCUUGUCCCUGCCGGUUUGUGCUGUCUUGCCAACUCCUAUGGUCACUGUCACGCUAAACAAUGACCAUAGAAGUCGGCAAGGCAGCACAAUAACAGUUUUGGGAACAGGCUACCUCAUUCACUACCAUUGAAAUCAGGAAAGGCAAAAUGCACAGGACAAAAGUGCACUUAAUAUGUUAAGGUUAGCAGGUUGUAUGAUUUGGUGGCUGUGCCAGCUAGUGACCACUCUGCAGAACUGCCUCCAGAACAAGACUCAGGACAAAUAACGCUCUCCUUCCUGCCCUUUCUGCAUCUUGUCGAGGCCUCCUGCGUUGCCAGGACAACCAGAAGGGGCUGACCCCGUCCACGUGACAGAGCUCCUCUCUUCUCCUGCCUCCGGGUGUAGUGUGUGUUGUCUGCUGCCACUGUGACAGAUUUGGGGGAAAGAGAAAGUGGUCUGCUCUGGUCUUGCCACCAGAUAGUGGAGUUGGUCGUCUGGACCGAGAGAGCAGUCGGGCGUUGAGAGAUGGAGCUCUCUGCGGUCGGGGAACGCGUUUUCGCCGCGGAAGCCAUUCUGAAACGCCGCGUUCGCAAGUCUCGCCUAGAAUACCUAGUGAAAUGGAAAGGAUGGGCACUGAAACACAGUACCUGGGAACCAGAAGAGAAUAUCCUGGAUGACAGACUGAUCGCAGGAUUUGAACAGAAAGAGCGUGAGAGAGAACUCCACGGACCAAAGAAGCGGGGACCCAAACCCAAAAACCUUCCUGCCAAGGCACGUGGAGCCCAGAAGAGGGAGACCUCCACCCCUCGAGCUCCUCGCUCCACUUCUUCCUCUUCUCCUCGAGCCCCUCCAUCCUCCUUCCCCUCCGCCUCUCCGGCACCCUCCCCUAAACUCAACUCCCUGGCAGCGACACACAAGCUGAAGAAAGACAUUCGCCGCUGCACUAGUAUGUCCCGCCGCCCCUUACCUCGCCCCGACCCCCUGGCCUCUCCCGGAUCCUUCUCCGGCUCCAGUGGGUUCCCCUCGCGGCCCCCCGUCUCCCCCUUCUCAGAGACCGUCCGCAUCCUCAAUCGUCGCGUCAAACCGCGCGAGGUCAAACGGGGUCGCAUCAUCCUAAACCUCAAGGUCAUCGACAAACCAGGAAGUGGAGGCGGAGGAAGGGGCGGCGGGGGUAUCCGGAGGGCGCCAUCCGGCUCCAUGUCACUCCAAGGGGGUCGUCAGAACAUCCCCUCCCGUAAUAGGAUCAUAGGGAAGAGGAGUGGAGAGGCUCCGUACCGGCCCUUCCAGCCCAUGCUGGGGUUCCCCAUGUACGGGAAGCCGUUUGGUCUCCAGUGUGGCGGCCCCGGACCUCUACACCUUCCACACUCAGCUACAGGCUCCAGCACAGGGACCUCAGGGGCUAGGGACACCCAGCCACCCCCCUCUCCCUCCAGCUCCAGUGGAUCCACCACACCCGCCCAGAACCAUCCUACCCCUCCUGGACCCGCCACUGGGGCCUCUGGGUCGGCUCCCAACUUGAGCACCCAGGCUUCGGCCUCCUCUGCCCAGUCUACCCCUAGCCACCCCCCAGAGCUCCAGAAGAACCAGAACGCCGAACAAGGACCAAACCCCCUCCUCCCCUCCCUCUCCUUUGCUUCCGGAUCCUCCUCUUCCUCCUUUGAUGAAGAGGAGGAUGAUGCUGAUGCUCUGGACCUUUCCGCACCUCAGGAGGGGAAGAGGAAGCUUCGCCGUCGGCGCCGGCAGAAACGCCAGCCGCCCUCCGUCAGUACCGCUUCCCCUCCUCACCCCGCUGCCGCCAGCUCCUGCCCCUUGACCUCCAACCCUCAGAGGGUCCCCGCCGAGGGCGACCCCGACUGGCACCCGGAGAAGGUGGCGAGCAGCGCCAACGUGGUCGUGACCGACGUCACCACCAACCUCCUCACCGUCACUAUCAAAGAGUUCCCCUCCCCCUCAUCCCGCCCCUCCUCCCCCCAACCAAUACACCCAGAAAAUACCACCUCCUCACCCCAACUGAAGAACCCCCCACAACCCAAGCCAUAGGAAGAGAUCAAAGAAGUGGAGAUGAAUGAAUUAGCCUGGCUCCCUGAUGUGCUUUUGCUUUCUUGGCCAACUCCUGUGGUCAUUGUCUGGGACCAGGCUAGGGAGUAAUGCUGUAUUAAGAAGGUUAAAAAAAACUUCCAAUAAUAAUGAAAUUCAGGCCAUUUGAAUAUUGAAGAGCGUUAUUUUUUUGAACAGAACUAUAAAAAGCUAAGAGCAGGGCGUGCAAUAUACAUCUAUAAUAAUGCUGAUUGUCCAUCUUUAUGCAGCAUGAUUUCUCUUCUGAGGAUCAAUAAAGUUUAUUCAAUUCAUGUC
Molecule: messenger RNA, 2467 nt
Organism: Oncorhynchus nerka (sockeye salmon)
Lineage: Eukaryota; Metazoa; Chordata; Actinopteri; Salmoniformes; Salmonidae
Gene: cbx6a
Product: chromobox homolog 6a
Exons: 5
Coding region: 641-2155 (504 amino acids)
Biological process (GO): negative regulation of transcription by RNA polymerase II
Cellular component (GO): PRC1 complex; chromatin
Molecular function (GO): chromatin binding
Source: RefSeq, a predicted model, not a curated record